Messenger RNA from Myotis myotis, 2169 nucleotides. RefSeq names its product methyl-CpG binding domain 4, DNA glycosylase (gene MBD4). Gene Ontology annotation, molecular function: DNA binding; pyrimidine-specific mismatch base pair DNA N-glycosylase activity. Lineage: Eukaryota; Metazoa; Chordata; Mammalia; Chiroptera; Vespertilionidae. Gene Ontology annotation, cellular component: nucleus. Gene Ontology annotation, biological process: base-excision repair. The transcript has 8 exons. The record is from RefSeq and is a predicted model, not a curated record. Bases 381 to 1952 code for a protein of 523 amino acids.
GAGUGGGCGGCCGGAAAGCGGCUAUGGAGUUUGACAGGUUUUUACCGCCCUCAGUUUUAGGUUUCAGCCUAGCAUUCUGAGCCGAAGGAAUUUUCACCUCUUACUCUGCUCCACGCCCUGGGCGUCGCUCCCUGUUGGCCCGCUGGUGCAGCCGGAGUCCGCUGGAGAGGCACGGCCGGGAUGGAGAGUCCGAGCCUGGGAGUCAUUGGAGCUGCUCCCUCCGUCACCGCUAGUGAGAGCCAAGCCCCAGACCGGCCGUGGGACCUCCGGCAAGUCCUUGUCCGCUUCCGGGUCUCAGUUUCACCACCUGUAACGUGGGAGCGGGGGAGUAGAGCAAGGAAAAUGUUCCGGGAUCAGAAAGAGUAGAAGAUGAAAAACAAAUGGUGAUAAGCAGCAGCAGUGAGUGCAAUCCCCUGCUGCAAGAACCCAUCGCCUCUGCUCAGUGUGGUGGUGCUGAAAUGACAGAAUGCCAUAAGUCUGUCCCAUGUGGAUGGGAAAGAGUUGUGAAGCAAAGGUUAUCUGGAAAAACAGCCGGAAGAUAUGAUGUAUAUUUUAUCAGCCCACAAGGACUGAAGUUCAGAUCCAAAAGUUCACUUGCUAAUUAUCUUCACAAAAAUGAAGAGACGUCUCUUAAACCAGACGACUUUGAUUUUACUGUACUGUCUAAAAGAGGCAUCAAGUCAAAAUAUAAAGACUGCAGUACGGCAGCUCUGACAUCCCAACUGCAAAAUGAAAGCAGCAUUUCAAACCGGAACCUCAGGACAAGAAGCAGGUGGAAAAAGGAUGUGUUUCCUCUGCCAGGUGGUAGUUUGGAAUCCCAAGAUAGCAGGGAACUAUCUAACUCCACUGCCAUGCAUUUGCUUUUGAAAGAAGGUGACGGUGUUACUGAUGUUGACUCCAGAAAGGUUAGGAAGUCCAAAGGGAAGAUGACUACUUUGAAAGGAAUUCAAAUUAAGAAAACUAAAACAGGGUGCCUGAAGAGUUUUCCAGAUCCUGUUCAAAGUAAGAGAAAAAGAGAAUCUGUGCAUAAUAAGGCAGAAGCUGAAAGUGAACCUGUUGCACAAGAAAGUCAGCUUGAUAGAACUUUAUGCAUUUCUGAUUCCAGAGCAAGCAACAGGACCAUCAAUAUGACCAAGGAAGAAACGAGACUUGUAAAAGAAAAAUCAUUGAGUUCGGGAUCAAAUUUUAGUUUUGAACAAAUAACUUCUGGCAUCAUAAACAAAUUAUGUUCGACCAAAGAAGCAGAACACAGGUGUGAGAAUACCUUUUUAGAAUCUGAGGAAAUAACAAAAGUAGAAGUUGGGGAAAGGAAGGAACCUUUGCAUGUUGACAGUUUAGAAUGUGGCUCUGAAAUGGACAGCAACUGCUCACAAACUGAGAAAGAUUCCACUUCUGUGAAAAUAUGUCAAGAAGACAUCAUCCCACGGACACAAGUAGAGAAAAGGAAAACAAGCCUAUAUUUUUCCAGCAAAUACAACAAAGAAGCUCUUAGCCCCCCACGUCGCAAAGCCUUUAAGAAGUGGACACCUCCUCGGUCACCUUUUAAUCUUGUCCAGGAAACACUUUUUCACGAUCCAUGGAAGCUCCUCAUCGCGACGAUAUUUCUCAAUCGCACCUCAGGUAAAAUGGCAAUUCCUGUGCUUUGGGAGUUUCUGGAGAAGUAUCCUUCAGCUGAGGUAGCAAGAACUGCAGACUGGAGAGAUGUGUCAGAACUUCUUAAACCUAUUGGUCUCUACGAACUUCGAGCAAAAACCAUUAUCAAGUUCUCAGAUGAGUAUCUGACGAAGCAGUGGAGAUACCCAAUUGAGCUUCAUGGGAUUGGCAAAUACGGCAAUGACUCCUACCGAAUUUUUUGCAUCAAUGAGUGGAAGCAGGUGCACCCUGAAGACCAUAAGUUAAAUAAAUACCAUGACUGGCUUUGGGAAAAUCAUGAAAAAUUAAGUCUGUCUUAAAAACUCUGUGAUGUUUUAAAACUCACUUUUUAUAUAUUGCUUUGACUCUUCAGAGCUCCAUUAAGCCAGCCAACUACGUUUCCAGGUAUACAGGUUUUAAUCGGCCCAACUAGAAACCCAAUUCUUAAUGUGUGUGUCACUGGUAGAUCUUUACUAUUGAACGUGCUAUAACAUGUUUUGAGAUUUCUUUAAAAAAUAAAUUGUGAUUUGACAACAA